This is a messenger RNA of Scutellospora calospora, 790 nucleotides long. The record is from the annotation of a GenBank genome assembly. Lineage: Eukaryota; Fungi; Glomeromycota; Glomeromycetes; Diversisporales; Gigasporaceae.
AUGGAAUCAAUUCUAUUGUACGCUCAUUUGCUAACAUUGAAUCACUCGGUUGGGAUUACAAUGCUCAUGCAGUAGUGGCAACGCUGCAGGUGAAUCCGCUGGCUGAAAAUGUUACGGCAUGGCAAAGAUUUUUGCCGACAGGCCCUAUCGCAAUGUUGCCGAUCAAAAACGGAUUCUCAUCGAUGGUGUGGUCUACGACCCCCGCUCUUGCUUCCAAGAUAUGUACUCUUUCAACAAACAAUUUCAUACAUUUGGUAAAUGCUGCAUUUCGUCUUCGAAUCGCUGAUUUAGAAUAUUUAUAUUCUCAACUGGAAAAUAAAGAUAUUGAUUUUGGGAAAGAAUUUGAAUGGCGACAAAAUGUUGAGAAAAAAAAUGUAAAUCCUGUAGAAAUAUUUCCUCCAUUAGUAUCAAAUGUACAAGAGCAAAGUCGUGCUAAAUUUCCGUUAAAGUUGAGAAAUGCUGAAAGUUAUAUAAAAGAAAGAAUUGUUCUUGUUGGAGAUGCAGCACAUACAAUACAUCCACUUGCUGGACAAGGACUGAAUCAAGGAUUAGCUGAUGUGCAAAGUUUAGUCAAAGUUAUCGAACAUGGUGUUAUUACAGGCCAAGAUUUAGGAAAUAUACAAUUACUUAAGAAUUAUUCAUCGGAUAGAUACUUAUCCAAUCUUAUAAUGUUGGGAUCAGUUGAUAAAUUGCAUAAAUUGUUUGGAAAUAAUUUUGCUCCUAUAGUUUUUAUAAGAUCAUUAGGAUUACAAAUGAUCAAUAAUUUAGAGCCUGUGAAGGUUUGUAUAGA